Molecule: messenger RNA, 549 nt
Organism: Pseudonaja textilis
Lineage: Eukaryota; Metazoa; Chordata; Lepidosauria; Squamata; Elapidae
Source: RefSeq, a predicted model, not a curated record
GCCAGAGACUUGUGGGGCAGGCAGAGAGAGAGAGCGAGAGAGAAAAGAAGGAAGCCUGGGUGUGGAUGCCCGGGGACACUUGGGGUAGGGGCUUUGAUUCCUGGGAGUCAGGAGAACCUCCAGCUUCUUCUCCGAGAAGGCCACCUUGGCUCUCCUCUCACCACUCGGUUUCCUCCUGAGUUGCUCAUCCUAACUUUGUCUUCACUCCACCUUCCCUCUAGUGUGACCAAUGGGGGCAAGACCACUUUGACCAAUAGACUUAUCCAAGCCCUCCCCAACUGUUGCGUUGUCCACCAGGAUGACUUCUUCAAGCCACAAGAUCAAAUACAAGUCGGGGAAGACGGCUUUAAGCAAUGGGAUGUUUUGGCUUCUCUGGAUAUGGAGGCGAUGGUGAACACCGUGAACGCCUGGAGGGAAAACCCCGUCAAGUUUGCCCGAUCGCAUGGGGUGAGCGUCUCACGCCGAUCAAAGAUGCCCGACGCGGAUGACAUCCACGUAUUGGUGGUGGAAGGAUUUCUGCUUUAUAACUACAGGUAGAGAGUUAUUCCU